CAGUCCUCAUGCCUGCCAUGGCUGCCACCGGCUUCACAACCCCUUCUGUUCUAAGAAAAGCGCUUCACUCUUUUUUACCUCUUCGCCUCACUCACAUCAACAACACGCUCUUCUACUAUAAAAAUCUUCGCUCUUUUCCUCUCUCAACCCAUCUGAAUUCUUCAGGUAUAAAUCAUGUAUCUCAGGGUAAUACUCAUUUACUUCAACGUCAGAAACAUCUUCAGGGAUGUGUCACUUGGCACAAGCUAUGAAGGGGGAUGCUAAUUCUUUACUCAAAGGAGUAGCAGACAGAAGCACUAUUGAAGCUGUGAAACAUAUUCUUGAAAUGGCAAAACGAGCAUCAGCAAGGAGAGAAGUUCUCCACACUGAUUUUCUUACUCCACCAGUACUGAAGGAAUCAAUGAUAGUGUUGGAAAAGCUAGCUGACAUGAAAGCUGUUGCACAGGGAGGAUACCCUCAGGCUGAGCGUUGCCGACUUUCAGUUGGACAUUCAGAGGUAUUGACAACUGCUCCAGAUAUAGUUGCAGCAUUGCGUAUCACAGGAAACUUUGGGUUUCAAUCUUGUUCUCAUGGUGACUUCCUUGGCGCAAUUCUUGGUACAGGGAUUGCUAGGGAAAAGCUUGGGGAUAUCAUCCUGCAGGGAGAAAAAGGGGCUCAAGUCCUGAUUGUUCCAGAACUUGUUGACUUCCUUGUAUCAUCCCUAGAGAAGGUUGGCAAUGUUUCAGUCUCUUGUACAAAGAUGCCGUUGCUUGCUCUUGAAUAUGAAGAGCCAAGGACUACAACAUUCAAAACCAUAGAACUAUCACUAAGGGUUGAUGCACUAGCUAGUGCAGGGUUCAAGCUUUCACGAUCCAAACUAGUUGAUUUGAUCAGUAAUGGGGAUGUUCGUGUUAACUGGACCACCGUGACGAAAAACGGAACAACACUCAAGACUGGAGAUGUUGUCUCAGUUAGUGGAAAGGGAAGACUAAAGAUUGGAGAGAUAAACUCGACAAAGAAGGGAAAGUACGCGGUUGAGCUCAUUCGAUUCCUAUAAGCUUUUGCACCCACCUGGUGCUGGUUGUGAUAGGCGCAGUUAACACCUGACAUUCGGGUCCGGUUGGAGAGUGUGAAAGACUCCAUCAUGAAAGGUUCCUCGGUUAUCAAACGAACAUGUAAAAAAGUCAUUUUUCAUAUAGAUGGAUUACUUAUUUUCCCUCAUAAAUGGGGGUUUCUUUUCUUUGUUGGAAGCCGAACUGGUUCCAUAGGUUAUCAAGGCAAAAGUUGCAAUUGACUGAACAAUCAUUUAGAAGCUUCAAAUUGAGUUUCUCUUCUCUGGUAAUAAAUUUUGAUGGUUCAUUUUGGAAGUGA
Vitis vinifera (wine grape) is the source of this 1350-nucleotide messenger RNA. RefSeq lists its product as hypothetical. The record is from RefSeq and is a predicted model, not a curated record. Bases 227 to 1036 code for a protein of 269 amino acids. Lineage: Eukaryota; Viridiplantae; Streptophyta; Magnoliopsida; Vitales; Vitaceae. Gene Ontology annotation, molecular function: RNA binding. The transcript has 10 exons.